UUGGGGGGCACUGCGGGCGCAGGGUGUGGGUUGCCUUCAUUCCUUCCCGGAGGAGCCGGGGCUUGCAGCCCGGCGGGGUGGGUUGCGGCAGCAGAGAGGAGGCCUACGUGUUUUCAUGGGAGGUGGGGUUGCGACGCAGAGUUUACCAUAUUUCUCCAGGGUUGCUCUGGCUCAGAAGUAGGCAAGGUUGUGCGUAAGGUCGGGUGGGGUGGGGUCAGCUGUUUCGACUAAUGCAGCUAUUUGAUAAGAGCAACGUUUGCAGGAGGUUUGCUGUCUUUAUGGGGGCGGAGGAUUAGGGGCGCGGGAGUGGCCGCGGGAGGGUUACCGUAUUUGCAUAGACUCCAGAGGAAAGAGCCGCUGCAGGAGACCGGAGGAGCAGGGGCACAGCCUGGUCUGUGAAUGUGACAUGGGAUGGAGGAACUUGGGGAAGAGACAGAGGCCAUGUCUUUGGACCUCUCUGCAUGUGGGCAGGGUUUUGGUCAGGGUUUUAGCUGGGUAGAGGAGGGAGGCUGCCCAUUGACAGGGCCAGGUGCGAUUGGCCAAGGGGACAGUGCAACUGUCUGGGGAAAGAUUUGUGGGACCUAUUGCAAAAGUGGUACUUUCCCACUUUUCCAAGGUGUCAGUUCCACCUUGGCCUAAGGGUAAGGGAGGACAGAGGAGGUGUCUUUGAGAUCCCACUCUGCAGGUAGGUUGACUGAGUCUGAAGUGUGGGCAAGGCCUUAGGGGAGGUUGUGGGAAGAAUAAGCAAGCUUCCCUGAUGGGGGAAAAGGGGAAGUGAAUGGAUGGCGCAGGCCUCAGUGCCCUGCAGGAGCGGUAGCCCACGUUUUUUGGGAGAUAUGGAGGUAGUGGUGGCGUUAGUGCUCCUUCUUAGAGGAGAAGUGGCCCUUUGGGACAGAUGGCUCUUGGAUGGCCAGGUGGUGGUCUCUGUGUGUAUGUUUGAGGGUAUUUAGUUGUUGAGAAGCUAUUGAAAAGAGCUUUCAACAGAGAAUCAGGAGACUUGGGGCCUAGUUUGGUCUCACCUUGCUGUGUGACCUUGGGCAGGUAUGUUGGCCUUCCUGAGCCUUAGUUUCCCCAUCUAUAAAGUGGGGCUCAGUAACCCUUACUGGCCCCUUUCUUGGGGCUGUUGUGAGGACAGUGGGAAAUAAUUUAAGAGGAACACAGUGUCCAGCAUGAAGGGAGCCAGAUCUGGGGAUGUUUGCUGAGGACUGUGUUGCUCAGCCUUGAGCCAGACUUUUCUGUGGAGACAACUAAGAGGAAUCAAGUGGGGGCCUGCUUGUGGGAGCUCACACCCUGAUUUAGUGACUUGCAAAUCUUUGAAACCGCAUGCUGCAUGCCUCAUUUUGCUAAACAAAGAGCUGCUGCCUUUAAUGUUUAGCUGGGGUCACUUUUAAGUUUACAGUGUUUUGUUUUUGUUUCUUGUUUUAAGCUUUGCAAAAAUCUUGACCGCUGGUGAUCCCAACCCUCUCUCCAGGUUUGGGGUGCCCCUCCCUACCUAUCCCCUUACCCACCUCCUUGAGAAUCUGUUUGGAGAGAUAAGACAUAUCCAGGGACUGCUAAUUACAGCUGGAAUUGCCCAUGACCGAGCUGGCGUCCUCCGGGGCCGGGUCCCCUGUGGGGGAUGGGGAGGAAGGUUUAGGGGACGAAAGAGGCCUUGUCAUCCAUCACCCUGCGGAGGAGCAGCCCCACCAGUGCCCACUGUGUGGCCAGACCUUCUCCCAGCAGCCCAGCCUGGUGCGGCACCAGAAGGCGCACUCUGGGGCAGGCCGCACGGCUGCCUUCGUGUGCCCUGAGUGUGGCAAGGCCUUCAGCGUCAAGCACAACCUCGAGAUGCAGAGUGGGAAGGACCUUAUGACUCAGAAGGUGCCAGGCAUAUCUAGGCACAAAGACCCAGAAGGUCUCACAGGGGCCUGGCUGGCACCACACCCUGGCAUGAAGACACAUCCCUAAGCAGACCUGCCUUAGGAAGUACCCUGCAGUGACCUGUGGAGGUGACAGGAUGAAGCCUGGAAUUGGAGGCAGAUUUCAAGCCUGAUGGAUGAACUUGUCAGCCUGGUGGGAGUCAUAGCCUGGGGAGACCUUAUUCUGGCUGCCUGGCCAUGGGUCUCAGCUAUCUUUGGUGGCAGGGAUGAUGCCGGUAUAGAGAGCUAGCUUCUCUGCUCCCACCUACCCAUCACUUAGCUAAAGUUCAGGGACUGGAACUAAGGUAACACAGCAAGUCAGUGGCAGUCCUGGCUCUAAAGGCAAAACUUUGUCCCAGAUGUAAAUGAUACCUACAGUCUUGGUUUUCCUUUCUGAGCAGUGGUUCUUAAUACUUUGGUUCAUGAAGUCCUUUGGAAAUCUGAUGUUUAUGGACCUGCCCUCCAGGAAAACAGAUACACUCAUGUAGUCUCACAAAUCCCAAGAAAUUUCAGGAACGCUUGGACUCCCCUGGAUGAAACCUGUCCUCUGACUCCAGGCUCAGAACCUCAGCCCUGGGGGCUUCCCCUGCCGGUGUUUCCUUCCCUGCCACUCACAGAGCCCUAAGUUGUGGCCGCUGUACAAGUCAUGUCCCUCUUCUCCUGCCUGGCCUCCUUCUCUUGUCCAGGAGCAACGAAUUCUGAGGAGGGAGCCAUUUUAGUCAGUCCCUUCUCUCAGACCUAAGAAAUGACACUUCGGGGUCUGGACCCUAAUUUACCUUCCCCAGAGGCUGGUGAAGGUUCCUGUGCUGGUUCACUCUUCUGGUUUUGUGUUUCUUCUUCUUAACUGGCUCCUGGUUUUCACAGAGGAGUCCUUCACUCCAGUCUGGGUUCUGAUUUGUCUGUGAGGUCCCAAGGGGAGUGGGGCUGCCAUGUGUGCUGGUGGGGGUGAGAGUGCUGUUCGAGUUUACCCCAGAGAGAAGGAACCCUGCUUCCUCAACCAAGCCCAGACAGCAGCACCUCCUGUCCCAGCAGGUGUUCAGCCCAGCUAGCUAUCAUGUGGGAGCACUGGGGGGAAGAGGAUAAGAGCCUUGCUCUACAUGCCACGGCUCUGAGCAGGGGAUUGGCCCAGUUCAGGAGCUUUCUGUGUGCUCCCUGCAUUUAGUGGAGUGAAUGGAGUGGGCCAGGGCCAGGCUGGCAGUAGGGCGGGGGCUCCUCCCAACUUUGCACCUGAGCAUUCAGCCUGGAGCCCACAGAUGCUCAACUGCUGCCCUAGCGUGAAUGACCCAUGAGAAGAGGUGAGACCAGCAGGGGCUAGGAUGGGUUUUGGUUAGGACAUCAAUGCCUGCCUGCCCUGGGGUGUUGCUUAUCCUGUCUUUAGUGCAGUUUGGCCCAUCAGUUCUUACUGACCACUGACCCUAUGCCACACCCUGGGGGCCAGAGCAGAAUGAUCUGGGGAUAUUAGAGGAAGAGAAGGCACUCUGCACCCUAGGAGCUUCUGCUCUGGGAAACCUUGGCCAACCUAGAGGAAACCUCAGCAACACACCUCUCCUCUGCUAACUGUCCAGCCUACAUCAUCCCUGCCUGUGAUUGUGCUGUGCUCUUUCCUACCUCUGUUCCUGCCCCUGUAUUGCUCCGAAAUGUCCCCUUUUCUCUCCACCAUGCUUAGCCCUCCUUCCUUCUCCAAAUGGUGUUAACAUACCAUCUUUCCCUCCCCCUCGAGUAUGUGUUAUAUUAUCUUAUGCUCCAGUUUCCUCUGUGUGUGUGUGUGCCUGCCUGUCUGUCUGGAUUCCCAACUAGACUGUGAGCUCCAUGAGGGCAAGGAACUAUCAUUUCUUGAACCCCAACAGGGUCUAGCACAGGGCUGGGUUCAUAAUUCUCAGGAAACACUUGUCGACUGACUAAUGGAUCAAGUGCUGGAGGUUGUGGGGUGGCCGGUCCUGGGAGGCGUGCAGGGAGAGGAGAUGUGAGGUAACUAGUGGGUACAUUUAACAGGGCUGUGGCUGGCUCCCCUGGUCAAUACUGGGUGUCAGAGGCCUCAGGUCUUUCCCUACUUGGGGCAGUGGGAGCUGGAUGGACCCCCUCACAUGGCCGUGAGCAUGCACAUAAGUGGUUGCCCAGGCUGGGUAUUUCUGUAGGUCACUGACACCUGCCAGAGGUGACUGACUGGGAUAAAUGUUCUC
This is a messenger RNA of Nycticebus coucang (slow loris), 4078 nucleotides long. Its product is annotated as zinc finger and SCAN domain-containing protein 2. Gene Ontology annotation, molecular function: DNA-binding transcription factor activity, RNA polymerase II-specific; RNA polymerase II cis-regulatory region sequence-specific DNA binding. The coding region runs from base 1576 to 1947 and encodes 123 amino acids. The transcript has 3 exons. Gene Ontology annotation, biological process: regulation of transcription by RNA polymerase II. The record is from RefSeq and is a predicted model, not a curated record. Lineage: Eukaryota; Metazoa; Chordata; Mammalia; Primates; Lorisidae.